AUGUCCGAGGUCCUGUGGAAACCAAAUGAAGACUUUGUUCGUAAAACGAGCAUGUUUGAUUUCAUGCAAUUUGUUGAACGACGUCAUCAAAAUAAAGUUCUUUUUCACGGAGAUUAUCGACGUCUACAUGCGUGGUCGGUGGCAAACAUAAACGAGUUUUGGAUGGACUUUUUCACAUAUUGUGAACUUCGUUAUUCCGUUCCUCCCACUAAGGCGAUCGAUACCGGCGUAUCGAUGGACUCUAAACCCGUGUGGUUUCCAGGUUGUUUUACUAAUUACGCGGAGAACCUGUUACUUGGUGGUCAGCCAAAUGAUAUAGCUAUUUAUUCUUGCCUCGAAGAACAAUACCUCGUGCCCUGUUUGACCUAUGGACAACUUACGGAACAAGUGAACGCAGCUGCUCAUGGUUUGCGUAGCCUGGGUGUAGUUGCUGGGUCUCGUGUAGCAGGUUUGCUCCCGAAUUGUAUCGAGGCUGUGGUGUGCUAUUUGGCCGCUUCGUCCAUCGGCGCUAUCUGGUCUUCGGCCUCGCCUGAUUUUGGAGCCAAAGGUAUUAUUCAACGGUUCGAGUUAGUUCAACCCACCGUCCUGUUUACAGUUACACAAACAAUCUAUCGUGGCAAAACAUUUGAUCAGCUGGAAAAGGUGCGCGACCUGGUGCAGGCACUGAAUCCCAAACCGGUGCGAGUAGUAUUUGUCCCUUUCCUGCAAAUGCUUUGCACUGAUCUCUAUUCCAACGGGGACGCCAUCUCAACCAGGACGACAGACAAAAAUGGUGUUGAUUCAAAACAGAUCGGAUGGAUGAUGUGGAAUUGGUUGGUUUCCGCAGUUGCUUUGGGGUCGUCUGUGGUCCUUUAUGAAGGAUGUCCGUUCGCUACAAAUCUUUGGGAUUUGAUUGAUGGUCUCUCGAUUACAACUCUCGGAACUAGUGCUAAAUGGCUCGCGGUUUGCGAGGAGCGUGCUCUGAAACCAGGUGGAACCGAUAUUUUGGGAUGUUGUGUUGGUUGCUGCCCCGUGCUUCCCGUUUACCGAGGCCGAAUUCAGUGUCGCCUUCUCGGGAUGGCUGUGGAAUCGUGGGAUGAAGAUGGUAAACCCCAUACGGACAGAAAAGGUGAAUUGGUCAUUGUUCGCCCAUUCCCGUCUAUGCCUGUCGGCUUCUGGAAUGAUCCAGGUGACAGUAAAUACCGUGAUGCGUAUUUCGCAAAGUUUCCACAUAUCUGGUCUCACGGAGAUUUUAUUGAAUUGCACAGUGAAACUGAAACUCUCACGAUCUCCGGCCGUAGCGAUACCACUCUCAAUCCGUCCGGCAUACGUUUUGGCAGCGCAGAAAUCUACAAUCUGAUUGAAGGCUUACCCGGCGUGUUAGACUCUUUGUGCGUAGCACAGUCUAAUGCCGACCGCAGUGACGAGCGUAUGAUUCUACUCGUCAAAUUGAGCGAUAAUUCCAUUCCGGAUGGUCCACUACCAACGGAGUUGGCCACAACUAUUCAACAAGCGAUUCGAUCGCAAUUAUCUCCUCGAUUUUUGCCGGCCGUGAUGUGUUGUGUAUCGGCCAUUCCGUCCCAAGGUGUUAGUAUGGGCUGGUAUUGUGCACGGAAAGAUUGUCGGGCCGGACUACUUCAACGGAAACGUAACAGGCAGCAUCGGAUUCGGAACCUAUCCUCCCCCUGUGUCGGCCCGAAAAUCACACGACCGAUCGGUCGAAUGGUUCAGCCGCAACAAGCGACCUGGUACUUGCCCGGCUAA
This is a messenger RNA of Echinostoma caproni, 1743 nucleotides long. NCBI's taxonomy places the organism in Eukaryota, Metazoa, Platyhelminthes, Trematoda, Plagiorchiida, Echinostomatidae. The record is from the annotation of a GenBank genome assembly.